AGGUAAAGCGAACCCUUGGCCUUUCUCCAGCCUCAGAUAUCUCACUUUAACAGGAGCAAACAGCCCCUUUCAGACAAGGAGAUAGAAGGAGACUUCAAAAGAAGAAGUGAAAGGGACUGGAAGACGGAGAUCCAGAGACAGAGCGGGCAAAAAAGUGGAGUUGCGUGAAGAGUUUUAAAAAAAUAUUGCAAGAAUGAACACACACACUACGAGUAACAUCAACCGGUGAUGCACGAGUGUCAGCAAGCCACUGGCAUGCCGAUUACAGACAUCGCAAAAAAGUGGAAGAGGAAGAAAAUCACGUUCCGCAUUUGGCUCUCUGUGUUCAAGAUCUCUGCAGCUAAAACUCCCCUCUGCCCUGGAAGCCUGACUAACCACAAGGUGGUUGACGUGAAAAGAGGAAGAGAGAGAGAGAGAGAGAGAGGGAGAGAAAGUCUGAGAGAAAAGAAGAAAAACAGCCCUGUGUUUUUUUCCGCCCUAUGUACCUGCACGUGUAAGUUUGCAAGCACGACAUCUCAACCAGUACCAGCAGAGCAGAGGGCAUGAGAGGACAGAGCUGAGGGCAAAGAGAAGCCUGCAGAGGUGGAGAAUAGAAGAAAGGUGUCGCUUCUCUCCUUUGCCACCUCUCCCAGAGGCCAGAGCGCGGCAGUGUCAACAGAUGAGAUUCUCCAAGAUUCACAAACGCCCAUCUGCACCCACUGCCUGAGCACCACUAGGACUUGACCACCAAUCCCCCACAACACUAGGCCUACUUCACAGAAAUAUAAGGGACGUAAAAACAAAGAAGAUCCAAAAAUAUCCAACCUGAUCCCUGAUUAUUCUUCAGCAUGGAAAUGCCGAUGUUGCUUUACAUUAUGGUUCUUCUCUCCUCUUGUCCUUGGCAACUUCAUGCACAGGAGAAUUCCACAGACCCAGACAUGCCCUCUGAUAUGUUUACAAUGACAACAGAUGCUUCUGUUGAUACAGAAGUUGCUCAUUCAACAGGUAGUGUUCCCAAAGAAAUGUUCUCCACUGAGCUCCAAACAAACACAGCUCCAGUUGCCACAGACAUAGAUUCAGGUCCGGUGACCAUACCCCCUGAGGGUACUUCUGAAGCCAAUUUGGUCCCCCAGACUAGUUUUGCACACAAGCCCCUCUCCACAAGCCUUUAUACAACAGGUGACUUUACAUACCAGGUGACUGCUUCUGAAUCAGAGACCACCGCCACAGAAGAUCCGACCACACAUGCUCUUCCUCAGACCACACCUGAAACCACAAGGAUCCCUCGAGAAACCACACAGAUCUUUCCCAGUGCAACCCAAACCCCUCAAACCACAAUGGAUCAAACCACUAUUUCAAGCCCCAUUGCCCCUCCAACAACAAACCAAAUAAUUCCCCUGCCACCUCCAACCACUUCUGCAAUGGAUCCGUCCACUUCAUCUUCAACUUCCCCUCAGGCUACCACUGCAGGCACUCUUGCAGAAACCACCAGCGUAACCCCACCAAUGGCACUACACCCAACCUUAGUCCCAUCCAUCCCCAUCUCUGCAACACCUUACCAUGAAACUAGCUCCACCACCAAAGGAACCACUGAUAGUUCUAGUGCUUCAGGAAUACCCGUUGUUCUUGAUCCAUCCUGGGUUGGAGGUCCCUCCUCUACGGAUGAUGCAGGGAGCCAACCCAAGAGGUCCCUGUGGCUGUGGGUCAUCAUCACCGCCCUGGUGGCUGCACUGGCCAGUAUCAUCUGCAUUGCCCUGCUAGUCAAGCGCAGGAAACAGAAGACAGACCACAACUUUGGCCGCACCUCCAUGAUGGGACGAAGCCAGAGAUCCAAAAAGAAGAAGGGUGAGGAGGAUGCGUGGGCCGGGCCUGUGAUGAUAGGUGGAGUGGAGAAGGAGGAGUGGGACGCCAAAGAGGACGAUGGGAAUGUGGUGGAAAAUGGCGGAGCGGAGGAGGAGACACAGGUGUUGCUCAGCACGUUUACGCCCAGCGAGGAGGAGAAGGCUGUCGGAGCAGUAGGCACGAAGGAGGCCAAAAAAUGGGAGGAGCAAUCGCCACUGCUCUACAUCGAUGAGGACGUGGAGGUGGAGACCCCACCCAAAGAGCAGCCAAUGGCCCCCUCUCAGGAUGGGCAAAGCGCAGGGAAGACGGAGGCGGAAGGGACAGAGGAACAGAAGAAAGGGGAAGUGAUGGGAGAGACGGGAGGGGUGCUGAACGGAGCUGUAGCUUUCUGCCAAACCACAGCGGUGUGAAACCGUACCCAGAACUGUUCCCACGUAAUUUAACUCUUGUCAGUCUAUUGGGAAAACGAGGACUAAACUAAACUGAGAAGAAAUUAUAUCUGUGGUCAAGCAAUUGCACAUGGCUAGCUCUAAGGAAUCCUGUCUUAACUGUGAAUCAAAUGAUGUUGAUUUGACCUGUAUUGAACACAUCAGGUAUAACAUACAGUAGAACAACACCUUCCUCACUGUAAUUCCAAAGCUUUCAGAAUAUUACUACAGUCAGAAUAAUGCCCUGACCUGAGCCAACUAGCCACAGUUUAUAAAAACAGUGCCUAUGUAUUUCUGUCUACUAUGUAUAGCUACAUGGAAGUUCCUCUUUUUUUGUGUAUAUAAAUUAAUUCAACUUUGAUACUGCUGUAAUAAACUGAAGCUUAAAGUGU
Clupea harengus (Atlantic herring) is the source of this 2641-nucleotide messenger RNA. RefSeq lists its product as uncharacterized. The record is from RefSeq and is a predicted model, not a curated record. NCBI's taxonomy places the organism in Eukaryota, Metazoa, Chordata, Actinopteri, Clupeiformes, Clupeidae.